Messenger RNA from Lytechinus variegatus (green sea urchin), 9047 nucleotides. Its product is annotated as endosome/lysosome-associated apoptosis and autophagy regulator family member 2-like. NCBI's taxonomy places the organism in Eukaryota, Metazoa, Echinodermata, Echinoidea, Temnopleuroida, Toxopneustidae. The record is from RefSeq and is a predicted model, not a curated record. Bases 163 to 3273 code for a protein of 1036 amino acids. The transcript is spliced from 24 exons.
AUCUCUCGCCGUCUCGCGCGUAUCAUCAUCUGCUGCAAUUCUAUUCUGCUCUGGCUCCGCUGGCAGAAAUUUUUCUGAUUCGAAAAAUACUUGUACAUCUCACCAUUAGAUUCGAUAUUAAUUCUUUGAAACCAGAAUAAUUUGUUUGCUAAUGCUGGACAGAUGAUGAGGAACAAGAUGCAUUUGUGGCUGUGGUACGUUGCUUUAUCGUGUGCUUGCACGACGAUAGUUUUACUGGGAACAGCUGGCGAAGGUUUCGCCGAAGAGGACUCCGGCGAGCCAUCCCCGUCAACGCAGCCUUCGCUGCCGACCUGCCAACCGGAUGACUUUCAUUAUGCCAUGACGGAAUGUGAUGAGAACGGGGUAAGGUGGAGAGUCCAGGUUCCUCAACCAGACACAUGUAUAGGAGGUGCACCGGCAGCGCCGACAAGAGCCGUUGACUGUGGAUUCUCUUGCGGAGCUGGGGAAUAUUUGAACAUUGAUUCAGGUAGCUGCAGGCGAUGCCCGAAAGGAAAGUACUCCUUGGGUGGAGGUGAAAAAUUCACAGAAUGGUCCGAGCUCCCUCCAGACUUCACCGUUUCCUCAAGUGCGUUCUACUUCACAGAAGACAAUGAGCGUUGUAAUGAGUCAUAUUGGGAACCCAUCGGUAGCUUUGUAAGGUCUCCAGAUAGCACCUGUUCUUCCAAGCUUAUCUACACAGCAAACCUAGCCAAGGAGGGCUCGGUCAACUUUACCUACUCGCUCGCCACCGACUUCAACUAUUUUACUGUUGAGGUCCACAAUGAGCUGUGUCAGAGAGGUCAUAAAAGUGGAGGGGGUAAGGCAGUCACAGCUACGGGAGAAGGAGAGUGGAAAUCUGUGAAGUUGAACCUUGAUGCCGGUCUUAACGUGAUUACCUGGAAAUCCGAAGGACUCUACAUAGGGACUGGUAUCAAGAUACCAAGAGUGUACAUCAGAAGUAUUGAGGUAAUGGGACUGCAGUAUACCUCGGACUGUACAAAGUGUCCAGCGGGUACAUUCGCUGCAGAGAAAGGCUCUUCCAGUUGUAAUGAAUGUCCAGCAAACACAUAUUCUGAAGCAGGGGCUUCAAGCUGCACAGACUGCGAUACUGCCACCACGUAUUCAGUUCCUGGAUCAAGAAACUGCACCACAAGGAAGCCGUGCACGGAACAUGAUUACUACAAGAUACAUACCCCUUGCAAUGAAAACAACCAGACCCAGGUGAAGUAUAAAUGGAUUGAUCCCCAGUUGUGUAAUCCAAACGUCCCUCCAGUGGUGCAGCUUCCCACCUCUGGUAAAUUCCAGGCCUGUCCGCCCUGCAACCCUGGAAUGUCCAUUAGCAACAAGACCGAGUGCGAUUAUUGCCCAAGCAACCAGUUCAGUGAUGGGACAAAACCAUGUCAGGAUUGUCCUCCAAACACCACACCAGAGUAUGGGAUGACCUUCUCCUACUGGAACUCUCUUCCGCCCAACAUGCAUGCAUCAUGUGUGGCUACAACAAACGACUAUGGCUGUGCCUCUCGAGAGGGCUGGGUCCUCGCCGAAUCCUACAUCCACACUGGCCACGGCCACUCCGACGAUGCCUACCUCAUCCUCGAUCUGGAAGUCGAAGGGUUCCUCAAGGAGGCCAGCUACUUCAACGGGAAGGCAGAGGAGCUCGGUACCAUCUCCUUUGCCUUCAGUAUGGAAUGCGAAUCCGAGGAUUGUACCCUGUUCUUCCUGGAGGAACUCAAUGAGGCCAAUGUGAUCGAGUACUGGAUGGGAUCCAGGGAGAGACAGGAGUACAGAUACGCAGUGACCGUCCCAGGGAAGAGAGGCUUUACUUGGGCUUUCCAAAAGACGGAUGUGAACAACUUGGAUUAUGAUAACAACCACAGGUUUCCCAAUGAUAUUGUGAAAAUCUAUGAUAUAACGAUCACAAACACAGUGAACGGAGGAGCAGCGUCGUGUAAAGACUGCCCCCUGGGCAGUGAUCAUACUGGUUGCAUUCCAUGCGGGCCUGGACAGUAUAUUGAUGAAAAUUCUAAGCGCUGUGAAAAGUGCCCCGAAGAUACGUAUGUUCGAGCGAGUGAUCCUGUAGGAAAGGCAGCUUGUUUGGAAUGCCCAUCGGGUCUGAAGAGCAAUAGGGGUGAAAGCUGCUACAGUAACUGCCAUGUCCGACUCAACGAAAAGCACUAUGACCUGGUCUUGCUUCAAGGGCAACAAUCUGUAAUGUCAGGAGCAAGCUUCCUGACCGAGGGCAAUGCUUUCUACUAUCACUUCAACUUCAGUCUGUGUGGCAAAGCAGAAUCAAAUCUCGCCUCCUGCAUGGACAAUUCCUCUGCCAUUGGACAAGUUGUAGAUGAAGGGACAAUGGUGAACUCCUGGGUGUGUCGGUCAAUGAUGAUGCCUGGUAGCGAUGACUCUAAAUACAUGACCGCCAUCAAACCCAUCAGCCUUGGAGAUACCCUACUUGGAAUCAACGAUGGAGAUAGCCUUGGUGACAUCACUGAUACCAUUAUUCUUCAACCUGAAGAGGGCCUCAAGGAUCUCAAAUUCUACUACCAUUCACCACAGACAACCAAAGCUUGCCCGAAUGGACGUUCCACCAUCGUAACGCUCCGCUGUGAUCCCAGCGAAAAAGAAACAAACAAUAUAGAAUUGCCUGUAGCUUGCCCAAUAGCCGUAGAGAGUAACAAUAUGAGAGAGACGACAGUAGCACAAGCAGGUACUUGUGAUGGAUGUACAUUCCACAUGCUGUGGACUAGUCAGUACGCUUGCCCGGUCUGCACCAAUGAUGAUAUAGUGGCUAUCAAACAGGAGUGUAAGCACGGCCAUCAGGUCACCAAAUAUGUUUGGAAUGAUACAGUGAAAUGUGUUGGUGGUAUCACGUUACCCGAAGACAAGAUAACAGAAUGCGUAGUGCCCCCAUGGUACAGCCAAGUUCCUUUAUACGCUCAGGUGGCCAUAGCAGCCUUCGUAGGGUGUGCCAUACUCCUCUGCGCUAUGAUUGUCUGCAUCUGGAAGAAAAAUAGAAAACUUGAAUACAAAUACCAGAAGCUGGUGAGUUCAGCAUCGGGUGAGCUUCCUGCCGCAGACUCCUGCGCUAUCGAUGAAGACGACGAGGACGAGGUCCAUUUUGAGGAUGGAAGUAAGAACUCAAGAUCCUUCCUCAGCAAGUUCAAGUCUCGUGGUAGCUCAGACAAGCAAGGAUUACUGGAUGGGCCAGACAUGGAAGCCUUCCGUAUGAAGGAUCAACCUUCAAUUAUGACUCCACUUUCCGAAACCACAUGAUGAUAGCCAGGUCACAAAUCCAUCUCAUUUCAUUCACAGUAUUUUAGUUAGUUAGGUUAAGAUGUUAUUAUUUUAAGGUACUAUUUUGCACACAUAAUAAAAAGAAAUUGUACUAAAUCUAUGUUUUAAUAGUAGUAGUAAUGGUAUAUAGUACUAGUAGCAGUAGAAGUUGUAGUAGUAAUUAUAAUAGAAACAGUGAAGGAAUUAGAUUUUUUAAGUAGUGAAGUGACUCAUUUCUAUAUUAUGAACUGUUCUUUGAAUAUUUAUUUCGCUGGAAGCAUUUUCUGUUUUGCUUUAUUGAAUUCAACAUACAUGUGUUAUUUUAAAUUGCUAAUGUUUAACAGGCUGAUUAAACAUAGCAGAAGAUUAUUUGUGUGUUUUGGGGAAUGUUAGAAUAUGGAAGCUUUAAAGUGAUAUCGACCUGACUAGAUGGCGAAAUAAAUUGUCUUGUCAUGCCUAAUAAUGGCCUUAGCAUGUGAAAAUGGUGAGACGCAUGAUCUUGCCAAGUUAACUUGAAAGUGUUUUCCAUUGACAUGGUGAGAUGCAUUAUUUUGCCAAAAGUUAGUGUUGUCAUUGACAGUUAUGUUAUUACCAACAGUAUCUCUGCAUGUUGACUUUUUAAAAGUACACUUGGCGUAAGAGGAUUUUGUCGCCUUCCCGCACAAAGGCCGUUAGUGCACACUGUUCACGGCACGAUUGAGGCCUUUCCGUGGGAAGGCGACAUGCAGUGCGCGCUAAUUGCCUUUGUGUGGGAAGGCGACGCACAGUGCGCGCUACCAGCCUUUGUGCAGGAAGGCAGCGAUUUCUUGUCAUGUACAAAUUCAACUAUUUAUCUAUAAAUCGACUUGAUAAGAUAAUGUAUCUUGGCAUGAUAACAUAUAAUUCUUUAUAAGUUGAUGUCGCAUACUCAUCAAAUGGAUGUCACUUUAAAGCUUCCGUAUGUAGGAUAGUGAUCAUUCUUCGUCACAUGCCUGAUUUAGGGACACGGAAUGAGAUUGGAAAGAUAUCUCAACUAGCACUAUUUAAAAAUGUCACAGUUAGAUAUCAGUAGUAAAUUUCAACUUUUUGAAAUCUAAGUGACUCUUCUCAGAGCUCCAUUGCUCACAUUGUAUAUUCAGUUGAUGAAUAUAAACUUGCUGAUGUUCAUACUGAUAGUCAUUGGUGUAAGCAGUAUUGCAUGUUGAAAUUCAAUCAUUCCUGUAUUUUUUCAAAUGUAUUUUCAAAAACCUUUUCACAUUUACAUGUAACAUGUAGAUCAGUUAGAAAUUGGCCCAAUUUGAAUUUGAUUCAGAAAUUGUAUUCAGUGGAUGAAUAUAGAGAGGCCAAGGCUUCUAUACAUUCCAAGCUUGCACAAUGAAAAUUCUUGCUGAAUUAUUUAUUUGAUAAAAAAAGGGUUAUCUAUAAUCUAUUACCCUUUACAUUUAUUUUCUUUUUUUGUCGUCAAUUCUUCUGGUUUGAGUGAAGAAAUAUUUUAGAAAUGAAAAAACUGUCUUUUUAUUUCAUUCAGAGGAUUCCCAAAUUUCAAAGUUACAUGUAAGAACAUUGCUUCCCUCAUAGUUUAAAACUGUCUCAUAAAUCAUUUGUAUGAAACCUGUGCAGCUUCAAAUAUUUUUUUUCCAAUAGUGUUUCUUUGUUUUAAUGACAACUCAAACCUUGAGCCAAAGGAUUUUUUUUUAAUUUUAAAAGUAAUUAGGCUAGAUUAUAAAUAUGACCAACUUAAAACAUUAUAUAUGUUAACACGCUGUUUCCAAUUUCAGUCGAAUCCAUAUGUAUGUAUGUUAUCCUGUAUAAAAGAAAAAUGUAAGCACUAAGUAUAGAAAUAGAAUGCAAGUCUACGUAAUGAUCCAUUCAUCAAAGGAGAUUUGAUUUUUUUAUGAGUCUUGUUUAGAUUCAUACAUGCAGAGUGACAAUAUUGAAAUAAAUAAAAAAUAUUGAAAAUAUCAUUGACUUUUAUUGAUGUGAUGAAAUAUUUCAGCAGAAGUUAUUUGAUUGUAUCAUUUUACUUGGAAAAAUGAAAUAAUUUUUUUCAUCAUUGUUUUAUUGAUUUGAUGUAAAAAAGAUUAAUAAUGUCUUAUUUAUAUUAAUUUGACUUUUCAGCAAAACAGACACUCUUUUUCUAAUGUUAUGCAACACUCCACUGUGUGCCUUGAUGGUAUGUGUUCAGUGUUUUCUUGCAUGGUUGAUGAUGGGAUAGCGAUGAGACAAACUUUAUUUGAAAUUCAAAACAAUGUUUUUGAAAGAGAGAUGUGUUUCAAUUGCUUUCAUUUCCUUGUCUCCAAUUUCUUAUUCAUGUACAAGUUCUAAUUGAUACAUGUAUGACUAAGCAUUUGUUCUGUGUGAGAGUUUUUUUUUUUCAGAUUAAUAGAAUCAAAGUGCUUAUAUGGCUGUUCAAAUUACUUUUUCAAGGCAACAGAAGUUGGCUUUGGUGUGAAAUUUUUGUGUAGAUAUGAACAAAUAUACAAUAUGGACUUUUUACGCCCUACCCUUUUACACUCUUAUUUCAGGGGCUCCAUUGAGUUUGUGAUGCAAAGGAAACGUCAUUUGUGUGGAGUAGUGCAUGGUUUAUUUUACUUUGUAAUUUACUAUUUUUUCUAUUUUCAUGUUUUAUUUCAAGUAAUAUUUAAAAAAACUAAAUCUGCAGUUUUAGUUGUUGUUUUUUUAGUUUUGUGAGAAGUUCUUAAACUCUGGAAUGGAAUGAAAACCACACAUUUGCCAACAACAUCAGUGAUUAUUUUCUUCUAUUAUUUUGUAUGCUUGCUUCUUGAUCAGGAAAUAAGUUUGAUAUCUGAUCAAGUCUUUAUAUUUGGUACCACUGGUGGAUCGAGGGGGGGGGCACGGGCUGGCUGUGCCCCCUUCCCUCCCCCAUUUUGAGAGGCACGAUUAAAAUUUGUAAUGUAAAAAUGAUGUUAAAACAGAAGUGUGCCCCCCCUUUCAAAAAAUCCUGGAUCUGCCCGUUUGGUACUUCUUAAUCUGAGUAUGUGCUGUUUUUCAUACAAGGGCAGGAAUUGAUGAGGAUCCCGAAGAAGAGGCAAGGAUACUAAAUUGGUUUUAAUUUUAUUCAACAUGUGGAGAUAUUGUAGACACUGCAAUAAUGCCCCUGUGCAGCUCAGUGCAGCAUACAUGUACAUCUGAUGGGCACAUGAUUUUAAUGUGUAUGUUUAAUUAGUUUUAAACCAUUGAUGAAAAUAUAAAAGAAGAAUGGAUUACAUGUUUACCUCAUUUGUCUUUUUUUUUCUUUUUAUAUAUUUUUUUUUGGGGGGGGCAAAGGAGGUUUAUUAAUGAGCAUGGUGAGUGGUUUGAUUUCUCUUCUUUUUUAUUAACACUUUGAGCAUGGGUGUGAGAGUUCAAGUAUGAAGCUGAUUUUAAGUACUUUUUAUGCCUUUUCAGCUUUUUUGUGAAUUUCCUGUGUACGAAACUCAAGGAGUUUUUGUGAUUUCAGCCAUUUUCAGAUGUUUUUAUUUGUGGUCACUCAAAUUAAUAAAGGUUAUUAGAGGUUAUUUUUUUCUUAUACAGUAUUAAUCUGCUAGUUUAGGGAAUCAAUGAAUUUUAUUUCAGUCUGUGGGAAGAAAUGAAUCAGUAUUUAUUUGGGUAUUCAAUCAAUUCAUUAGUGCAAUUUUACUAUUAUACGCAUUGUGCAUGCUCAGGAUUAGGGUGUACCAGUGCUGUAAUAUUUGCAGGUGAGCUAUAGAGCUUGUUGAGUGCAUUUGCUUUUGCUGAAGCUGUAGUUGAGAUAAAUCAACGAGAUCAUUUGUUUUUUCUCUUCGAAUGCACAUUUUAUGGUAUAUUUGAUGAAUAUAAGCAUGCUUUAUUAAGGUGUGAAACAAAAAGCUCACUUCAUAAUAUGCCUUCAAACAGCCGCUGCUGUUGCAAAUUUCCCAUGAUGUGCAAAUAUUCAUAUUAUGCACUGUAGGCAAGGUCCAGGGUUCAAAUCUCUGUGCUGCCUUUGCAUCCCUGGCAAGGCAUUUAUCUACAUUUGCAACUCUCCACCCAGGUGUAGUAAUUGUGGACCCGGUAGGAUGAAAUUCCUUGAAUACUGGAGUACCUUAUCGGGGUAGCCGUGCUAAAGCUUAACAUGCUUAUACAUGUAUGAAAAAAUGCUAUAUGAAUAUAAUUAUGCACUUAGAUUUCAUUAUCAAGAUCAUUUAUAUUAUGCAUACAUCAGCCAGGUAUGAUCUGAUACACAGUAAGUGUGCAUUAAUUAUUAUAUACCAUGGUCAUGAUUUUUCAUCAUCUAUCAAAUGAACAGUCUUAUUUAUGCCUCUAUAGGUCAUGAAAGACGACUAUGAAGGCAUAGAAGCUUAGUCCAAAUAUUCAAAUAUAAGGCCUGUAUUCUGAAGUCGGGUUUAAGUCAGACCACGGUCUAACCCUGUGCUAGAAUUAUGGGAAGCCAAAAACUCAAAAAUUCUGCCUAUGUUGUAAAUUUCUGAUAUUUAUUAUUUUGUUUCACUUUGCUUUCAUAAUGAAGAUAAUAAUUCAGUAAUCAUUCUGAAACAGUUAUAAAUGAUUUGAGCGCCAUAAGAGUUAGUAAAUUGAACAUGUACUAAUAGAGAUUUGUGUUCCAAUUGGCUCAUCAUAGUUAAAUAACAAAUUUAAACCAGGUUUUAAUGUAAACCCAUGUUCAGAAUAUGGGCAGUCUAGUUUGAAUACUAUUUGCCAUAACUGGAAAGUGAUACUUCUAUUGUGUGAAAGUUCAGUUGGUCAAGCGAUGGUUUCGCAAUCCAGUGACCCGGGUUCGAUUCUCACUUGGUGCACUAGUGACCUUCGAUCAGUCUUUUAUCCUCAUCACUAGGUCCCUCGAAGAGGACCAAAUGCCAUCAGUCUCCUGGUUGCUUGCUUACAAGCAUUCUUGCUUUCUUAGCAGGUAAAAAAAACUCACCACCAUCUCUAUCUCAUUGCAUCAAAAGUUAAAUUGAGCCUUGUAGGAAUUAAUAAGCUCACAGUCUUACAAGAGGUGCAAAUUUUUUUUCAAGUUCAUAAGUGGAACAAUUAACCACGCAACACUUGUUGCAACAAAGUUGUUCAUGUCAUACAACAUUUAACAAAGCUUAAUAUUUUCGUAUUGGUGCAAUGGUUGAAAAAAUAUCCUUUCUUGCUUGUAUUCAAUCCAAUUAUCUUUAUGUCAUUAAUGUCUUCUCAAAUGUGCAAUCUAACAAAAAAUUGAGUAUUUUAAUAUGUUUAAUUAUUAUUUGGGUAUCUGUUUGUGUUGAGGGUUAAUAUGUUGACUAACAGGGAUGUACGGUUAUUCAUGUAUGUAUUUAUGUAUAUAUGUAUGUUAUAAAUGCCUUGAUCUUAAUGUCUCUUUGAAAGGUGUUAUGAUAAGUGUAAAAUAUUUAUCUCAACACUAUAUUUUUUCUUAAACAUCACUAGUAAAGCAGGGUUAUUAAUUACAGGUUUUGUUUUGCUGAUGUAAAAAUGUGCAUCGUUCAAUUCUAAUACACUACCUGUAAAUCACACUUGUUUUGUUCAAUGUUCAGUUUGGUGAACAAUAUUUCUUAUAAAGUAAAUAGCACAAAGUAUGAUCAAAUACAUGUAUGUCAACAAAACUACAUUUGGGAACUAUCAAUAAAUAAUUUGGUACAAAUUCCUUUCUUGACAUUUGAAAAGAAUGUGUCUUUUUCGUAAGUUUUUUUGUGAAUUGUACGAAGACAGCUAUGUGUAUUUCAUAAUAAAACUACUAUAUUCAUAUCAUUGUCAAGGGCAUAUGUGUAUUUAGGGACAUGUCUUUCCUUUUCUUUUAAACUGUCUAAUGAAAAUAAAUAAGACAUCACACAAUA